Messenger RNA from Galleria mellonella (greater wax moth), 1267 nucleotides. RefSeq names its product tRNA-uridine aminocarboxypropyltransferase 1. Lineage: Eukaryota; Metazoa; Arthropoda; Insecta; Lepidoptera; Pyralidae. The transcript is spliced from 2 exons. Gene Ontology annotation, molecular function: tRNA-uridine aminocarboxypropyltransferase activity. Gene Ontology annotation, biological process: tRNA modification. The record is from RefSeq and is a predicted model, not a curated record. The coding region runs from base 332 to 1249 and encodes 305 amino acids. Gene Ontology annotation, cellular component: nucleus.
UGUACUAAAAUUUUUUUUUCGUUUUCUUUCAUAUAAUGUUGAUGCCAAGUUUUAUAAUGUAGUGAUUACUCGCUGUAUCAUGUUUAUGGAAUUAAAGUUUUUCUAACUUAUGUACUAAAAUAUUCCAUAAUAUACAUUUCAUUUAUGUUCAGAUAGAAGAAAAAAACAUUAACUAUAUUAAGAAGUGUAAUCCCUGUUCAUAAAUGAACCUAAAUUUAGAUAUGCUUCUUAAAAAUGUGUGGUCUGAGUUCGAAAUGAAACAGUUUACUGUAGUUUGAAAAUCUUUUAAUGUUUUAAUAACAUUUCAUUUUUGUUGACAAAUCAAUUCGAUAUGAAUCCAAAAAGCUUGGAAGCACGAAACAGUGACGACAGACCCUUUGAAGGAAUGGACAUAAGCAGUUCUAUGCAGCUUGAUACUUUGGAAAGUCGAAGUCCAUGUACAGGCUGUGGUAAAUCACGCAUGUAUUUUUGUUACAAUUGUUACAUUCCGGUUUCUAAACUUGCAGGAAGGAUUCCCAUUUGCAGAUUGCCGAUAAAAGUUGAUAUCAUCAAACAUCAACGCGAAAUCGAUGGUAAAAGUACAGCUGCACAUGCAGCUGUAUUAGCUCCUCAAGAUGUAACUGUUUAUACCUAUCCUGAAGUGCCUGACUAUGAGCUUGAUAAAACUGUAUUAUUAUACCCUGGAACAGAUGCUAAAACUGUACAAGAGUUUUAUACGAGUGAAACAAAUACUAUGUCAUAUACAGAACAUUUACUGGCUGAAUUACCUCCAGGUUACAAUGUAGGUACAUUAAGAACUAAAAUUGUAAAUAAUGGUAACAAUUUUAACAUACAUCAUGUGGAAAAGUUUCCUAUAGAUCGUGUGGUAUUAAUAGAUAGUACUUGGAAUCAAAGUCGAGGUAUUUAUGCAGAUGAAAGAUUACAGAAAAUCCCAAAAGUAGUUCUGCAAAACAGAGCCUCACAGUUUUGGCGUCACCAAAAAGGUAGUCCACGUUGGUACCUUUCUACUAUUGAGGCCUUACAUCAGUUACUGUUGGAAUUACAUUUAUGUGCAUGGGGACGCAGUGAACAUUAUAAGUCUAACCUCACUUUGCCAUACCCAAUACAUAGUCAUGAAGACCAUCCACAAUGUAAACCUUACUCAGGGCAAUAUGAUAAUUUAUUAUUCUUUUUUAAGUUUAUGUAUGAAAAGCUACACAAAUUAUACAAACAUGAAGACCUUUUAUCAUACAAAAGACCCAUGUUGUAAAUAAAUGAAAUAAUUUAA